Wickerhamiella sorbophila is the source of this 663-nucleotide messenger RNA. RefSeq lists its product as hypothetical. The transcript has a single exon. Bases 1 to 663 code for a protein of 220 amino acids. The record is from RefSeq and is a predicted model, not a curated record. Lineage: Eukaryota; Fungi; Ascomycota; Dipodascomycetes; Dipodascales; Trichomonascaceae.
AUGAAAGGUUUCGCUGUUUUAGUUCCUGCUUUUUUGUUGUUCUCCUUCUCGCGUGCAGCAUCUGAAGGGGUCAAAGAGACCAGUGCUUCGCUUGGUGUCCCAAGCAAAAUGACCGCCUCUCCCAUUGCGCACCGACCUGACUAUCAUGAAUCUGGCAAACCGGUGGUUUUGGCCGCCUCUGACUCUUUGGACCAGACUGUCCUUCAGGAUGUAACUGGUGAUGUUCUCGGUUUCCUGCAGAAUUUAGGUGACCAAACCAAGGCUACCAUGGGAAAGCUCUCUGAUGGUCUUCAGUAUGCCGCCGGGUAUGCUAGUGGUGUUCUGGAUGAUCUUCUUCAUGGACGACCCAGUAGUGUGUCUAAUGUUGCCUGGAUUGGUCCUUUGAGCAAUAUUGUUACUGCCGGUUCCAACUUAAUGACGAAAGCUCUCUCUCAGUCCAAUGACCCGUCGGCUUUGAUCACCGCUGAACAAGUCUAUAUGCUGACUUUUAAUUUAAACAAGUUCCAGUCGCUGGCUGCAUCGUUUGGUGUUAACCCUGAUGGCUUGAAUAAAGCUAUUGCUGAUCUUUCUGAUUUCGCUCAUAACCACCUUCAUCGUCGUGAUCCCCUUUUCGUGGAUAUUGAUUCAGUAGUUGUGGGUCAUUUCAAGCCACCUAAUGCCUAA